UAAAUUUAUUCAGUCAAAUAAAAAAUAUAGUUCGAAAUUUGAAAUUUAUUAUGGAGGAUCCCCGAAACCGAGAGCUAAAAAAGCUCAUUAACUUGUAUUGUGGUCUCCAGCAAGCCACCAAAUUCCAAAUGCAAAGGAUUUUUAUCGAGGAAGUUCGUUUUGAAAAGAGUGUGGCCCGUGGAGAGAGUAACCAUACGAAAUUAGAAAGAUUGGAGAAGAUGAAGGAGUUCCACGAUCUGUUUAAAGAGAGCUUGCGACAACAGAAUAAGCUGACAGUAACCAUUCAACAAUUUCUUGACUUCAAUUCAGAGCUCAAAGACACUAAAUAUUACCAGGAGGCUUCACUUCUCCUGGAACGUCAAAAGGCAGAGGAUCUGAGAAAUCGGAAGCUUCUUUGCCAACAAAUGGAGAAGGGUAAUGCUGCUUUAGAUGAUGCCUUGGAAGCUCCAGACCACUCUUCAAAAGAACUGGAUAUUGUAACCACUCCACCAGCAGAUAGAGAGCCUGGUGCUUCCGAAGUUGCAGAUAACUAACUUUGUUUUGAAUGCAAAAGAAUAAUUGUACGAUUUUAAUUAUAUACAUGUUACAUUCGCUCGAUUAAAA
This is a messenger RNA of Drosophila bipectinata, 603 nucleotides long. RefSeq lists its product as uncharacterized. The record is from RefSeq and is a predicted model, not a curated record. Lineage: Eukaryota; Metazoa; Arthropoda; Insecta; Diptera; Drosophilidae.